This is a messenger RNA of Serpula lacrymans var. lacrymans S7.9, 816 nucleotides long. RefSeq lists its product as uncharacterized. Gene Ontology annotation, cellular component: nucleus. The record is from RefSeq and is a predicted model, not a curated record. Bases 110 to 556 code for a protein of 148 amino acids. Gene Ontology annotation, molecular function: DNA binding. NCBI's taxonomy places the organism in Eukaryota, Fungi, Basidiomycota, Agaricomycetes, Boletales, Serpulaceae. The transcript is spliced from 5 exons.
AGUGUGAUAUUUAUUUCGCUUUACCCCAGACACAGUCCGCGUGUACAUUUCUUCAUCCUCUUCCACAGCAUACAUAGAGCAUCCCUUUUUUUAUAUCAUUAACGACAUAAUGAGCAACACCGACUGGGACACUAAACUCGUCAUUGGUUCUAAAGCCAAGGCACCCAAAGUAACUAGAAAUGCAUCUGACUUGAACGGUGCGCGGAGAGCAGGUGCUGUUGUUGCCACAGAUAAGAAGGUUGUAGCCGGAAACAAGGCUCACCAAGGCCCUGACCACCAACGCAUCGCCAAACUUGACCGCGAAAAUGAAGUCGCUCCUCCCCCUAAGGUCGCUCCUUCAGUGGGAAAAGCUAUCCAAACAGCCAGGAUGGAAAAGCAGAUCACCCAGAAGGAUCUGGCUCAGAAAGUGAACGAGAAGCCCUCUGUCAUCCAGGAUUAUGAGUCGGGCAAGGCCAUCCCUAAUCCUCAAAUCCUCAGCAAGUUCGAGCGUAUCUUGGGCGUCAAAUUACGUGGUGCAGACAUUGGGAAGAAACUGGAGGGGCCGAAGAAGUCGUAAUUUGACCCCUCCGUAGUCGCAACUUGUAUCUCGACGUCCUCAGUUAUCGCUGUUUGUUCUUUUAGACUUUAAUUGCCAUGUAUCGUUGUUGGAUUUUUUGCUUAUCCCCAGCAUUAAGACAAGAAAGAUAAUGCUUUGAGCAAGAUAAAAAUAGUACAAAUGUCCUGGGGUGUCUUCAUGCUGCAUGUUCUCCUUCUGGUGCACCCUAUGUGGACAUGUUAGUUGGUCUCAUGAAGAAAGUAUGAGAUACCUGCAUAUGU